Molecule: messenger RNA, 5049 nt
Organism: Periophthalmus magnuspinnatus
Lineage: Eukaryota; Metazoa; Chordata; Actinopteri; Gobiiformes; Gobiidae
Product: gastrula zinc finger protein 5-1
Exons: 4
Coding region: 186-1400 (404 amino acids)
Biological process (GO): regulation of transcription by RNA polymerase II
Cellular component (GO): nucleus
Molecular function (GO): RNA polymerase II cis-regulatory region sequence-specific DNA binding; DNA-binding transcription factor activity, RNA polymerase II-specific
Source: RefSeq, a predicted model, not a curated record
AGGGACACAGAGGAAGAGGCGGGGCAGAGACACAUCCACAGGAGACGGGACAUAAACCAGGCGACGCUACACCUCCUCCUCUCCUCCGGGCUUUGUUCCUCUCCACUCCUCCGGGGCUUGCUUCUUCUCCGCUCGGGUAGCAGUGCUCUUCAGUUCCGGUUCGGUGUCCGGUGCCUGUUCUCGGGAUGUCUGGGUACGAGGCUUUCCGGGCGCAGCUGGCCUCCAUCAUGGCGGCGGUGGCGGAGAUGUGCGAGCUGCUGGACGUUAACUACUCCACGCUGCAGCAGGAGCUCAGCCGCAGCCACCGGGAGAACGAGGCGCUACGGAACAAACUGCAGCUCAUCGAGAACAUCGUGGCCCGCGGAGCGCCCCGGGGAGAGGUGCUCGUGUACGGCGGCAGAGAGGAGCAGUGCGACGGGGAGAGGCUGGAUCCGAGCACCGAGGGCCAUACAACUCCAGCACGUGGGGCCACAGUGACGAGGAACGGCUCUGCUGUGUCUCCUCCUGAUACCACCACCCAUGGGUGCAGUCCCAGAGCCGCAGAGAGCACUCUGCACUUCAGCCUGAGGCUGACAGCUGCAGAAGGGACACAAGCGAUAGAGUGGAAGGAGGAGAUAGAGGAGAUAGAGUGGAGGAACGAGACAGCGACGGAAGGCUCACAGGAGACGCAAGAGUCACAGGAGACACAAGGGUCACAGGAGACAGGGGACACACAGGAGACACAGGAGGCAGACAGUGAAGAUGUGGUGCUGAUAAAAGAGGAGGACACAGAGGAGGAGGAAGACGACGACAGUCCUGCAGCUCCAGACCAACAGCCUCUGAGCCACACAGAGUCAGAAGUGAGUGCUGCAGGGCCCUCCAGUCUACACUGUGAACCUGUGGAGUCAUCUCCGCCAGGGGGCGCUGUGCACACAGUCAUAGACCUGACCCCAGAGCCCACCCACAAACCCUUCACCCUAAACCCCUCCCAUAACAUCCCGUCUGCCAAUGACACUGCCCCUCACAACACUUGGCCCAACCGGAGCACGCGGCGUGUCCCCACGAUGCAAAGGCCGGACCGGGACUUAAAUGCCUUCCCAUUCAUUGGCCUGAGUGCGACGCAGCUGGAAGUGACGAAGUUGAAUGGUGAACGGCGGUUUGUCUGUACGUACUGCGGUAAAGGCUUCUCGUCGGCACGCGGCCUGGAGACUCACAUUAGGGUACACACGGGGGAGAGACCCUUCAGCUGUGCGCAGUGUGGAAAGCGCUUCACCCAGUCUGGACACCUCAAGACCCACCAGAGCGUGCACACUGGGAACCGGCCCUUUGGCUGCCUGCACUGUGGUAAAAGGUUUGCUGGGAAGCAAAACCUGAGGAUACAUCAGCAGAAGCACCACCCUAAUGAACCGCAAGCACCGUGACAUAAGAGAUCAAGAGCAGGACAUAAGCAGAUGGAGGCAAACAAGCAGCUUGAUGCUGGCAAAAAAGAUGCUGAACAGUUUUUAUUUCAUGUGGAUAAGCCCAGUAAUUAGAGAUAUUGACCAGAAACCAGGUCAAAACAUCUUUAUUUGAAUCUUUAGCACCAUAAAAGUGUUAUUUUUAAACUCCUACUUAACUUAAACUAUAAGCUUUUUAAAAAGUUGUGACAUCAUUUGACAUCUCAUCUUUGACAAGCGACAUUGUCCCCUAACUGACAAAUGAGUGGCAGGUAGAGUAGAGUGGAGUGGCAGUGGAGUGGUAGAGUGAAGGUUGAAGAUUAGAAAAGCACUGGCUAUAGAAAUGUGACCAUUUAACAAUUUUAUAGAGCAGUGGUUCCCAACCUUAACGACAUCUAUUUUAUCCAUGGAUACUUUGGUGACCCUAACAUCCUUCUACCUGAGAAGCUACUGUCUUAAAAGGACAAUAUUAUUGUCUGGUAAAUAAGAUGUUAUAGAAUGGGAAUGACUAUGAAAUACUUUACAGAACUCUAGAAAGUUUGGAACUUUCCCUAAGAACCCCUUUGGGACUCCCUAAGAAUUAAUUAGUUUGAAAACAAACAAAAAUUGAUCUGAUGUGGUCAUUGUUAAUGUUUUGGUUGAAGAAUUCUGAUGUUGUAUAUUUCAUUCUUCAUUCUCUGGAGAACACUGAUAUCUCUAGGGUGGAAUGUUCAGCAGUUAGUUGUGGCAUGAUGGCACAACGCACACAAUAGCAAAUACUGUCAAAAAGGUUUAAGACAGGGGUGCCCAAACUUUUUUCACUGAGGGCCAUAUCUUGAAAAAUAUUCGACACGGAGGGCCACAGUGGUCAAUACAGUGGAUAAUUCAGAUGGUGCAUUUAACAUAGUUUUGUCUGAAAAGAUGUCUGUGGAAUCCCAUAGUCAUCCAGGAAUAAUGAAUUUGAAUUUGAAGGUUAAAAUGGAAAGCUUACAAAACAGCUUGCAAAACAGGAUGGCUACUUUAUUCCCAGAAGAAAUAUUUCAGAGGAGCAACUAUAUAGCUACAGGUCAGCUAAAACGACACAAGGAAACCAAAGAAUGUCACAGGAGUUUAUGCAACUCCAUAAACAAUCUAACCCUAGGGAUUGGAGAGACAAGGGGAUGAACACCUCCAGAGGAAAGGAAGACUAUUACCGCUCUUGAGAAGGACCACAGCAUCAACAUUUUGCCAACUUACAGCAGGACUGUUUAGAAAAAGUCAAACCUCUCCAAUUUGACCCAGAUGAGACAAUUAUUUUAUUUGAUGUGACCUCUCUUUUCAUUUGUAUCCCCACAGCAUGGAGGAGGCUAAUGCAGGAGCAAAAAAGAGGACUAAACUGUCAUCUGACCAGAUCUGCCAACUGCUGGCAAUUUGUUUAAAUACCACAUCAUUCCAGUUCAGAGGAAACUUGGAAACUACAGGCAAAUCCACGGCUGUGCCGUGGGCUCACUGGUCUCUCCUAUCAUGGUUAACUUAUACAUGGAACAAUUUCAACAGGAGGCAUUGGCCUCAUUUCCAGGCACUUCGCCCACAUAUUGGUUUCGAUAUGUGGAUUACAACUGGACCAAAAUCAACAUUCAAGAUCUGGAGCCCUUUACUGCACAUAUUAAUGCUGUGGAUCUGAACAUCAACAUGGCAAGAGGGCAAGGAGAACAAGCUGGCCUUCUUAGAUUGUACAGUAACAAUAGGAGAGGAUGGCGACUCCUGGUAGAAGUUUACAGGAAGCCCACACACAUUGACCAAUACUGGCUGUUUGAUUCUCUCGGCCUUCAAUAGAUCUAAAAAGCAGGACAACAGAGAAUUAUCACUUAGUAGGAAAGGUGUAACCAUUCCUUACAUAGCUGAUUUUCAGACAGCAUGAAAUUCCGGUCUGUUUCAAACAUACACUUUAAGACAGACACUGGUUCACCCAAAGAACAAAACUCUGAACCACAAAGAAAGCAAUGUCGUCUACUCCGUCCAGUGUAGUGAAGACUGCAGUGAGCUUUAUAUUGGAGAAACAAAACCGCCAGAGAAUGUACCAACACCGUCAGGAGAGCUCCUUGGGAACCCAAUCAGAUCUUAGCCAAAGAAAAGAAAUGGUUUGAGAGGGGAGUUAAAGAAGUAAUUUUUAAUAGGAAAGACAAUCCUUUUUUGCACCAGAAUGAGGGCCUUGGACAUAAUUUAUCUUGUAUUUUUAAUUCCAUCCUCAGACCUAAAUCUAAACAAAGAAAACAGUAGGGCUAACCAGUAUGCUAAUAGGUGUGAGAGCACCCAUUAGGGUCCUGAAUGAUUAUGCUAAACAUGACUCAGGCACAGGUCACAUUUAAUGUAGCUCAUUAGACCUAGUCAUCAGACAUAAACUGUAAACAAUAGAUGUAUUAGUUUCAAAGUAGUUUGCUUUAUAUCUAUCUGAAGGGAGAAGCUGUGUCCACCAGUAAUCUGACCAGAACUGAAGAAGCCAUUUGGAUGAACAGCAAAACGUCUUCCCUCCAACAACUUUUUGUCCAGUUGGCAGAUUUGUUUUUUGUUUUUUUACUAUUUGUCUGAAAACUCAAGAAAAAAUGUUGAUUACACCAACUGCAAAGUAUCAAUACAGCCUUAGCAAAGUCAAACUGAAUUUCUCUGCAUAGGAUGCAAUACAAAAAUACAUUUUUUACCCCUGUGUCUACCCAUCAGUGUUGGGUAGUAACUACUUACAAAGUAAUCAAUUACUUUUUUUUAGUAACAAAGUAAUUUAACUAAUUACAAGUCAAGAACUAGCCCUAGUAACUUUUAGUUACUUUUUCCCAGCCAAAAUGUUUUAUAAUCCUUAGAACUCUGUUAUAAAACAGUAUGAAAAAGAUGAACAGGUAGUAUACAUGUCUUUUGGUGACAGAUGCAGAUCAGCUGUGAGGGCCAUGUGAGCGCCUCUGCUGCCCCUACACAAGAAGUGUAAUUAGUGUGAAGAUUUGAUGCUUUUUAUAAAUUGGUUCCUGAGCUGUAACUUUCAUUUUUUUCAAAGGAACUAAAAGAGCAAUCACUAAUUACAUUUGAAAUAAAGUAACUAGAAUAGUCAUAUUCUGACGGAGUAAUCUGAAAGUAAUCUGAACAACACUGCUUCCCAAACACCACAAUCUUAUCACUUCAGGAGCAGGCAGAUAGUAGCUCCUCAGGUUUCCAGUUCUGGAUGGUGCUGUAUUCAAUUGUAAAUAAAAGAGUGAGAGAUUUUAAAACUUUUGUCUGAACAGAUCUAUUUUUAAUGCAAGUGCUACAUUCUGUGUAACAGUGUGUUUGUGUUUCCUCAUCAAAAGACUAUUUGGACUUGUGUUUUGUUUCAUUCACAUGCUACAGAACUCAAAACACUCUGAAUAUUAAUGUUGAAAUAUGUCAUAUUUUUUUAUUUACAGAAGACAAGCAACAAUGCUCAUCCACAUCAUUUCAGAAGGUCCCAUUCAUUUAAUGGGAACACCAGUAAAUCAAAACAAAGAAAAUAUUGAAAACUUGUAAAUUUGACAAAAUGCAAUUAAAACUUAAAAAAAAACGGUGUAAUAAAAGUUGUAAAAUACGGGAAGUAGCGCUGAGUUUUAAAACAGAAUCCCUCAUUGACUGUCAUCAGCUGAUUUAACAAAAUAAAGGUUUUUGUGUUUGUCAAAUG